AUGGCAGAACAACUGUUUCAAGUUAUCAAAAAAAGAAUGACAUUGUUUGUGAUUGGGAAGAUAAAGACAUUCGUUGUUCUCUCAGUCAGAGACAACCUCCUCUUUUGGCUAUUCGACGGAUUUCUUGGCCUGGAUCCAGACAAGUACAAGCAACUAUUCAACUUCAGUGAAGAGGCGCCAAGAAAGCAGGUUGCUGAAAUGUAUCUGCAACACGCUGUCUGCGAGCAAAACUACAUAAAUUUAAAUAUAUGUAUAUUUAACUAUUUGAUAAACAACUUUCUAUUUUCCAUCUUUCGUUAUUUGUUGGGCAAAAAUAUAAUUUUGGUUAUUUUUUCAAGAAUUAAAAAAACAAAAAUAAAUCUAACGUGUUAA
Molecule: messenger RNA, 372 nt
Organism: Entamoeba invadens IP1
Lineage: Eukaryota; Evosea; Mastigamoebida; Endamoebidae
Exons: 2
Coding region: 1-372 (123 amino acids)
Source: RefSeq, a predicted model, not a curated record